This is a messenger RNA of Andrographis paniculata, 672 nucleotides long. RefSeq lists its product as uncharacterized. The transcript has 3 exons. Gene Ontology annotation, biological process: regulation of DNA-templated transcription. Gene Ontology annotation, molecular function: zinc ion binding; sequence-specific DNA binding. NCBI's taxonomy places the organism in Eukaryota, Viridiplantae, Streptophyta, Magnoliopsida, Lamiales, Acanthaceae. The record is from RefSeq and is a predicted model, not a curated record. Bases 1 to 672 code for a protein of 223 amino acids.
AUGGCGGACAGAUUCAGGCCGAGCAAUUCGCGGAGGAAGGAGGAGGUGGAGGAAGAGGACAAGACGAUGGAUCUCACCCUCCGACUGGGAACGCCGAAGGAGACGUCGGGCACCGCCGCAGAUCAGCCACCGUCCCAACAAUUCUGGCAACCGCACGGAGGCGCGGUGGCAGUUGGCAGAGGAGUCGCCAUCUGGCCGGCGGCGAUAAUUCCGGUGGUGGCGGUGCAGUUCCCGCAGGGGUUCGUCCCCGUCUACAGGAGCCCCCGCAAGCGGCCGAAUCCCGGCGGCGAGCCGCGAGAUGAAAAUCGGGUCUGCGAGAAUUGUGGGACACGCAGAACCCCUUUAUGGAGGAAAGGUCCUAAAGAACAGGUCACUUUCGGCCAACAGUUCUGGCAACCGCACGGAGGCGCGGUGGCAGUUUCCGGUGGAGUCGCCAUCGGGCCAGCGGCGGCAAUAAUUCCGGUAGUAGCGGUGCCGUUCCCGCAGGGGUUCGUCCCCGUCUACAAGAGCCCCCGCAAGCGGCCGAAUCCCGGCGGCGACGCCGGAAAUGAGAACCGCGUCUGCGAGAACUGUGGAACCCGCAGAACCCCUCUGUGGCGGAACGGUCCGGAAGGACAGGACCUCUGCAACGCUUGCGGUCUCCGCUCGUCCCGCGCCAUCCGGAAGAAAUAA